Teleopsis dalmanni is the source of this 795-nucleotide messenger RNA. Its product is annotated as odorant receptor 59a-like. Gene Ontology annotation, molecular function: olfactory receptor activity; odorant binding. The transcript is spliced from 2 exons. Gene Ontology annotation, biological process: detection of chemical stimulus involved in sensory perception of smell; sensory perception of smell. The record is from RefSeq and is a predicted model, not a curated record. Bases 1 to 795 code for a protein of 264 amino acids. NCBI's taxonomy places the organism in Eukaryota, Metazoa, Arthropoda, Insecta, Diptera, Diopsidae. Gene Ontology annotation, cellular component: plasma membrane.
AUGAGUAGUGACAUACAAAAUAUGACUCACUUCUUUGGGUGGAGCUAUUUGGCGGUUGGUGUUAUGGCCAUACUAUCCGGCAUUUCUAAUAUGUUUCAGUCACAACAUAGAUUGCUGUACUCUGCUUGGCUUCCAUUUGAUUGGCACAAUUCGGCAUUAGCAUUUUGCAUUGCAGGCUCUUUUCAAUUACUGGCACUAUUUUUUUGUAUAGCUCAAAAUUUUGCAGAUGAUUCAUUCCCUCCGAUAUCUUUGAGAUUAUUGACAGGACAUUUAAGUUGUUUGGAAUUCCGUGUUUCAACCAUAGGUCAUCGAAGUUUUGAUCAUCCCUACAGAAUAGUGAUGUUGCAACCUUGUAUACAAGAUCAACUGGCCUUAUAUGAAUAUUGCAAACAAAUUGAAAAUAUUAUUUCGAUGCCGUUGUUGAUAUUAUUUACACUGACGGGUCUUAAUACUGGCUUAGCGUUAGCAGCAGUUCUCUUUGUAGCCGAAGGAUUUUUUAAUUACAUGUAUUAUAUUGUUUACUCCUUUGCUGUUCUAUUGCGAAUUUUCCCCGUUUGUUAUUAUGGGAGUCAACUUCAACUAAAAUUUCAGCAAUUACAUAAAGCUGUGUACUUCAGUAAUUGGAUAGAAGAAGAGCGUGCAUUUAAGAAAGAUAUGAUUGUAUUCACUGAACGUACCCUGAAGAUGCAGACUAUAUAUGCUGGUGGAUUAUUUCGUAUUCAUAUGGACACCUUCUUUUCAUGCUGCAAAGCUGCUUAUUCCAUGCUGGCGAUGUUUCUAAAACUAAAAGCUUAA